Molecule: messenger RNA, 3652 nt
Organism: Pipra filicauda (Wire-tailed manakin)
Lineage: Eukaryota; Metazoa; Chordata; Aves; Passeriformes; Pipridae
Gene: FAM114A2
Product: family with sequence similarity 114 member A2
Exons: 14
Coding region: 620-2113 (497 amino acids)
Source: RefSeq, a predicted model, not a curated record
GGUCCUGGACAGGUGUGGGGGGUCCCCAGCCCGCACCCGGAGCCGCCCUUCCCGCAGGGCUGUCCCUGCCCUUCGCUUGAAGCCAUCGCGCCCCCCGUGUGCCCGGACUGAUUCGGGGGGUGACAGCCGGUGUGGUACCGGGGGGCUCGGCCGGGCCCUGCCUGCGGGUCUCCUCCUCCGGAGCUGGUGAGGUGCUGCCGGAGAAGCCCGGAGGAGGGACGGGUCGGCCCGGGAGCAGCGUGGCAGCCCCGCUAUCGUGGGCUGCCCAUCUCCGAUGUGCGAUGUCAGGGUGGCACCUGGAGCGCAUUUCAGGUUCUGGGGGCGUUAAUGCCCUGGCAAAACUCAGACCCAAAUACAGAAGUGACCCAGUCACUGCCUCCCUACCUGCUCAGCUCUCUGACAGCUGUCCCCAUUUAUAUCCUACACUCCUCAAAGCAGCCGUCCCAAGCAGUUUGUUUUCGCUUUUAUUUUGGUGGAGCAAGUCAUGGAUUUACAUUAUCUGAGGACCUUUUGUACCUUCAUUUGUUUUUCAGAAUUAGCAACCUGUUUUUUUUCCUGCAGAGAGGGCGUGUCAGUCAGAUAAAACCACGUGUUCCUGUGGGACUUUAAACUUCCAAUCAUGUCUGAGAAAGGCAGUGGUGAAAAUCUGAAAGAAGAAACCCCUCAUGAGGAAGAAAAUGAACAGAAAGCAGAGGAACUUGGCUGCUCUGAGAGCAAUGAAGAGAGAGAGAAAGAGCUUGAGCCUGUGCCUGUGACUCGGAAAAGACCUGAGCCCAAGCCUCCAAGCCAGCCUGAUGCCACAGAAAAGCCCACAGCUGAAACCACCAAGGUCUCAGAUUCUCCUGCAGUUCAGACAGGGUGGGGCUACUGGGGAAGUUGGGGGAAAUCUCUCCUGUCAACUGCAUCUGCUACUGUAGCUACUGUAGGUCAGGGUAUUUCAAAUGUCAUAGAAAAAGCAGAAACAACCCUUGGGAUCCCCAGUCCUAGUGAAAUCUCUUCAGAGUCUGGAAAUACUACAAGAGGAAGUGAGAAUCCUGGUGCAGCUGAUGAUGGCAGCUCCUUUCCUAUUGCUGGGGCUCUUGAAGUUUUAUCAACCAUCUCUACUGCUGUCCAAAGCACAGGAAAAACUGUUAUUAGUGGAGGUCUGGAUGCCUUGGAAUUCAUUGGAAAAAAGACAAUGGAUGUAAUAGCUGAGGGAGACCCUGGAUUCAAAAAAACAAAGGGCCUAAUAAACAGAACCUCUACGUUAUCUCAGGUCUUACGAGAGGCAAAGGAGAAAGAAGAGCAGCAGACAGCUACCGAGGUUACCAUGGCUACGGAGAAGAAAGCCCAUUAUGGGUUACUGUUUGAUGAGUUUCAGGGUCUUUCGCAUCUGGAGGCCUUAGAGAUGCUUUCCAGAGAGAGUGAAUCAAAGGUGAAAUCGGUUCUAAAUGCCCUCUCUGGAGAGGAGUUGGACACACUGAAGGAGGAAAUGGAACAACUCAAAGAAGCAUUUUCUUUACCUGAAUUCUUUGAAGAAGAAGAGGAAGAAAAGAAGGGAGAUGGGGAGUUCACAAAAGAAGUUACAGAGUUGUUUUCAGAAUUGCACAUCUCCUCUAAGCCAGACAAACUGAUAAUGGUGAGGACAUCUGCUCAUGAAUGGAUAGCACAAUUCAACAGUAGUCUUCCUAAAGAAGAAAAAGAGAAUGAAGAAAACCAAGAAACAGAACCCAGAGAUGAUGACCGGGAUGCUAAAAAAUCAGUAGAGGAUAUUCAUGCAUUUGCCAUAAGAAGCCUGGCAGAACUGACAGCCUGCUCCAUUGAAAUGUUUCACAAAACUGCAGCUUUGUUUCUGUAUGGUCAGAAACAGGAGGUGACAGCCACAGACAGAGCCAAGUCCCUCUCACAAAUGACAAUCAUGCUGUGUAAAGAACUGUCAGCUUUCUCUAAAGAGUUUACAACAUGCUUAACAACGGCAGGGGUCAAAGAGAAAGCAGAUGUGCUUAAUCCCUUAAUCACUGGAGUGUUUUUGGAGGCUUCAAACAGUGCUUCCUAUAUCCAAGAUGCCUUCCAGCUCUUGCUGCCUGUACUGCAGAUCUCUCUUAUCGAGGCUAGAACGGAACUAUCACAGUAAUAAAAAUCCUUCUAAUUAAGAACUUUUUGACCUUCCCACUUCGUAGUUUCCAUGCUGGAGAAUGAUGUAAUGGCUCUUAUUAAAGGGAAAAAGAUGAACUCUGUUCGCUGCUGCAAGAAUGGUGAUUAAGUGCAGUCUGGCAGUGACAGCUCUUACAGCACACUGGGAGAUGUGAUUAGCAUAGUCCAGGCUGGUGGACAACGUGACAGACUUAAAGUGCAGAUUGCUUCUCUGUUUUCAUGGACCGUCUGUAUCUUUGCACUGAAACCUCUCUGCUGUAUGUGUUAACAAGCUCUUUGUCUUCACAGUCCAGAGAGCUUCUCCAGUGCUGGAGAAAAGAGUAGCAGCUGGCUAGUUAGAGUUAGCUAAAAUCAUGGUGUGAUUUUUAAGUCAGACAUAAUUAGGUUCCUGAUAGCUCUGCGCUGGUGUUAAAGUGAAUAUUGGUUAGGAGGUGCAAGAAAAGGCAAAUAUAUAUGAUUAUGAACCUUGCAGCUCCUAUGCUGGAAAGAAUAGAGCAGAGAGGAUUCCUAAUCAAGCUGUUGUUGCUGAAGAGAAGCCCCGGCUUCCUGAAGAUGUCUGUACUGACUCAGGGAUGUGGCACAGAGACUCUCACCAGGGUGCUGUUUCUCAUUCUCUCACAGACUGCUUGCUUCAGCAAGAGCUGGGAAAAUGCUGAUCUGGCCCUCAGAAUGCAGGUACUUGGCUUUAUAGCAAUAAAUGAGAACUGGCUAAGAGGGUUUGAUUUGUGUUUGGGCAAUUUAAUGAGAGAAUUUAGCAGGAGGAUUCCCCUUCUUCAGUGCAGCUUGACAUGUCAGCCACAAACUGUUCACAAACUCACAUACUGCUUUUCUUCUGUUUCUGUAUAAAAACACUAUAAUGCAAUGAUCCUUCUUGGAAGGUAUAUUAAAGUAGGGAGAGAGGAAGCAAUUUGGUUCUGUUGGUGGGAGUCCUAAUUUGUCUCAGAAGCUGCUCCACAUACGGUAUCUGUUUCUUUGUGCUGUGCAAGUUCCCUGCUUUGUUCCUUUUUCCAAUUUCUGUCUUUUGAGCCUACCAAUGGGGAGGGAGCAGCCUCUGUUGGAUUCACAGGAGCAGAAAUGCACAGCUAAAAUGGAAUUUCAAGAAGUCCAUAAUAGCUAACCAGAGGUGACUGAGUGUCACACCUGCCUCUGCACUUGCUCAUUGGGAACAAUGAUGCUCAAAUCCCCUUUUGAAAAUCCUGUGGGUUUUAGCAGGUCUUGCACAUCUCUGCUAUACUGGAGGCUUAGCAUUCCUCUGCUCUAUUUGUGCAGUAGAGAAAUGGUUUUUAUUAUUAGAAUACCUUUUGGCUGAUCCUCUGAUUUUAUAUAUAUGGAAAAAGCCUUGCCUUAGUCAUGGUUAGACCUAUCAGAUCUCUAAAGAGAGAGGGGGUAUUCGCAUCUUAAGGAAAACUGGACUUGAAAGGAGUGUGUCUGGGGUAAAAAAAUCUGCACUACAAUAAACUCUGUAUUUUUUUCUUCUUUUGGUUGAUAGCAUUAUUAAAUAAAGGAUUUGUUUUGACAA